Messenger RNA from Scylla paramamosain (green mud crab), 3417 nucleotides. RefSeq names its product probable glutamate receptor. The transcript is spliced from 13 exons. The record is from RefSeq and is a predicted model, not a curated record. Gene Ontology annotation, cellular component: membrane. Gene Ontology annotation, molecular function: ligand-gated monoatomic ion channel activity. NCBI's taxonomy places the organism in Eukaryota, Metazoa, Arthropoda, Malacostraca, Decapoda, Portunidae. The coding region runs from base 287 to 2542 and encodes 751 amino acids.
AGUACGGAUAAUGACAGUGGAGCAUGAGGAGGUACAGAUGACAGUGUUAUUUUUCGUGAUUAAGUAUUGACUCAGUGUUUAGGAACGCACACGCCACAAAGCAAGGAGUCCUGUUCUUGGCGGCACUACACAGUUGUAGUGAACACUCCUCCCUUGCCAACACGAGGCAACAGCCCGGCGCCUCCGUCCACACAGGAGUUCCAUCCGCUCGCCAGACAAGUCUUUACACCAGAGUCAUCACUACACCACAAGACCAACAUUAACUUUCAUCAUCAAAGUGGCCUAAAUGAUGAUGAUGGCGGUGAUGAUGAUGGUGGUAGUGGCAGUGCCUCAAGUCCUCACGAAGGCCCCCGCCAUGUUGCGCCCAGCUAGACACCCCCUGGGCAGCACCGUGGGGCAUGUGGUGGAGCAGCACCUGGCGGGGUGUCAUCUGGUGGCUGCCACCUGGCACCGCCACUCCCUGGGUCUGGACAACGUGCUCAGCUCCCUCGACUCCUUUCAAGUAGCGAGGAUAGUUCUAGACGCCAGCAUACUCGCUUCUCCCCACGCCGCUGCCAACACCACCACCUCCGUCACCGCUGCUUCCUCUGCUGCUACUGGCGAAAGAGCAGCCUCGCCUCAACUUUGGAGGAGAGUGAUGGAUGGGCAGGGGCGUAAUUGCAGAGCUGUUAUCCUUGAUGUGACGGACUAUUCUUCUUCUUCUUCUUCUUCUUCGUGGUUGCCUUCGUCGCCGCCGCCGCCACCGUUGCUAUCAUCGUCGUCGUCUCCGCCACCAUCCUCGUUUUCCUCAUCCAGCUCAUCGUUCAACACUUCGUCUCUCUCGGCAAAUGUCGCCUACUCCUCCACUUCCGUGUCCAAGAUUGACCAGUUAAUGUCGUUCCUACAUCUGUACCUAUGGCCGGCAACACGCGUAGUGGCCCUCGGAUCCCAUCAGGCCGCCGAGCCCGUCCUGGCCAGCCACGCCCUCAGGAACACGGCCCACGCCCUCUUCUUGGCUCCGUCCACCACCAAAUGCGGCAGGGAAGGCCGGUGUGUGAUGCUCCUGUCCCGCUGCAUGUACUGCUAUCCUGGCGGUGUGCCCGGCGUGAGGGUGAGCCCCAUGUGGCAGGCAGAGCAGGCCCUCCCCAGUCACCUGCAGCUCUUCCCAGGCGGGUUCGAGGACAUGUCUGGCCACAGCGUGCGAGUGGUGGCCAAGACGUUGUUUCCCUUCAUGGAGUUCGAGAGACAUGAUCCUGCUCCCGGCGCCCCCGUCACCCCCAUGGACUCCCUUGACGUCAGAAUGCUGGACACGGUGGCCGAGAUCCUUAACUUCACGUACGUGGUGCGCCCCCCGAAGGACGAGCAGUGGGGCACGAAGGUGGACGGCGUGUGGACGGGCAUGGUGGGCACGCUGGAGGCCGAGGAGGCGGACGUGUCCAUGAUGCUCUUCUGGUCGUUCGCCAGGAAGCAAGUGAUCGACUUCACUCGAAUCUACACCAACGAACCCUUUGUUAUGAUCACCCGCAAGCCCCGCCCCCUGCCUCAGCACCUCGCGCUCGUCCGCCCCUUCUCUGACAUCGUGUGGACAGCUGUAUUGUUCAGCACCAUGCUAGCUGGCGGCGCACUGUGGGCGCUGCAGAAGACGUGGGCAAGCUUCUCAGGGGGACACGCGCCUUCGCUCAGCACCUCCCUCCUGCACACCUGGGGGAUGCUACUGGAGGACCCUCCCGUCAAGACACCCUCUAACACCACAGGACAGAUGUUGGUGGGGUGGUGGUGGCUGUUCUGUCUACUGCUGACUGCUUCCUACCGCUCCUCCCUCAUCGCCCACCUCUCGGUCCCCACCACGCCGCCGCCCAUCGACACCCUCAAGCAGCUCCUCAGCGUCCCCGGGGCCACGUGGGGCAUUGAGCCUGGGUUUGGCCUGGGUUGGGACUGGUUCAAGCUUAACCAAAAUCCAGAAGUCCAGGCGAUGUUCAGGACUCUUCAGGUGAUGGACAUGGCCGAUCAGAUGCCCCAGGUGCUGAAGGGUCGCCACGCCUUCUUCACGUGGAAGUACUACAUCAAGACUAUCGUGGCGUCCCGGUACACCAACCUGCAGGGCGUCACUCCGAUACACAUGGGCCUCGAGGAGUUUGUACCAGGCUCUACUGGGUGGGGCGUCAGAAAGGGCCUGCCGUUCCUGCCACCGAUGGACAGGAUCCACGACCGGCUGGUGGAGGCGGGGCUCGUGAACCACUGGCUGGACGAGCUAUUCGAGACAGCCAUGAAGAAGGCAAGGAAGGAGGCGGCGGCAGCGCAGGAGGAGGCUGAGAGAAAAGGAGAAAAAGUGGAUACGUCGCUCCUGUCAGAUGAUGAGUCAGGUAAAAGAGAGCAGUUGGUGCUGACGCUAAAUCACCUGCAGGGCGCCUUUUACCUGUUGCUGCUGGGGGUGGGCGUGGCCUGCCUGCUGCUGGUGGGCGAGAACGUGCUGGCUCGCUCCUUCCCCUCCCAGUCUGCUGCCUCGCGAGACCUUCCCGUUCAUAAGCAUCUUAGUAAACCCACAAAUAUUCUAAAACUUUGAACUUCACUUCAUAGCAUACAGUUCAUACAUAAAUACACACAUACUGCGUACAUACAUAUAUACAUACAUACAUAUUGUGCAUAUAUUCAUACACAUAACUGCAUACAUUCAUGUGGAGUAAAAACAUGAUUUCACGUAUAAGUAUACGUACAUAUUAUAGAAAGUUUAUUGCGAACAGAAAAAAAAUUAUUCUCUCUCUCUCUCUCUCUCUCUCUCUCUCUCUCUCUCUCUCUCUCUCUCUCUCUCUCUCUCUCUCUCUCUCUCUCUCUCUCUCUCAGUACAGUUGAUCAUGAUGCCCUCCUGAUAAGUUCAUAUGCGAAUACUGUUAUUGCCAUUGUUAUUACUAUUUUUACCAUCAUUUUCUUUCCUUCUUUUGGUUGGGUUAGUAAUGACAGCAAGGCACUGAAUGUUUUCCCUUUAACUCGUAUUCCCACUCUGCCAGACCCACGAUUAUGGAUUUGCGUUCAUCAUUAUAAGUAAUUGCUUAGUAAUUCCUUUGAAUUAUUUAGUCAGAGCAGCCUUUCUUACCAUGUACUUAAGUCUACAAUUGCUGAUGUUUAGUUUCCUUCAAGACUAUAAUAAUGAAAUUAAUGGAAAUUACUACUUGAUAAUUUUAUACUUUUUGUUCAUCAAAUUGGUCGUGUGUACUGGGAAAAGUCACUCUGAGACAACGCCAAACUGUUUGUCGUUGAAUAUAUCUAAACAUGGCGUCUACUUAUACGAACUCCCUCAUGGGGUGGUCGUUGCGGGAUUCCACGAGCAGAGGGCAGCAGCCGGUAGACAUACUCGGACGAUUGUAACCACAGCAAGUCCAGAUAGCUGGGAUUCAUGACAUAAGUAAUUAACUUUCGCAAGAGUAAUAAAAAUAUUUGGCA